AUGUCCAGGAUGGAAUACAUACUAAUCAGAGCAGAGGUCGACAACUCGCGUGCGCCGCGCAAACAAGCCCUCGGUGGUUCGCUCUUCUCAUCGUCUACGGUCCCCCCUGAGCUCACGCCUGUUGCUCCACUCGCGACAAAUCUGCAAAAGGCGGAGCUGAACACCAAGCCGGCUGUCGCAGCCGCAAACCAGGACUAUGAGAAGCACACAGCGCCCGGCAGCACUAUGCCAUCGCCCCCGAUGCACGCAGCUGGACUUGCGGCACUCGUAAAGAAGCUCGCAGUGGCCGAAGGCGCCGUCGCAGAGAGUAUCAAAGCACGACAAGCUCUCGUUGCUGGACUCGAGAAACUACUCGAAUCGAACAAGGGCAAGCUCGAGCAUGAAGAGGCGCAAAUGGUGGACCUGAGGACUCGCAAAGACGCCAUUGAGGGCCGCAAGCGCAAAGUCGAGGAGGCCAUCCUCAAGGGUCUCUCAGCCGCUGAGACGAACAGAAUCUCCACAGCGGCACCCCUUCCAGCUGCGACCACGUCUCCCGUGACCCGGGAACGCCCCCAGGUUGAGGAACUCACUCCGCCACCUAUGGAGUCUUUCACUCCCGUUGGCUCACCGCAGCUAGCACCUGUACAAGCUGUUGAGCAGGUGCCAGACAUUGGCGACGAUCCACAAAGUGCACCCGCACCUGGUGGUCAGUCCACUGAGCCUGCUUAUGCGACAGCGAUUGGUGAUGAGCCGAACCACGCGGCUGCCGACUUGCUCAAGAGCCUGCAACACCCGCGCAUUGAGUCAGGUGGCGCUUAUGGCCAGGAAGCAUACCAGCAAGCAUACAAGAAGAGGAAGAUGAGCAAGAACAAUGCGGAAGAUGACUUUGCGGCCUUCGCUGGCGAUGGAGACAUGGAGGGCAUCGAUGACAAUCUCAGUGCGCUCAUUUAG
Molecule: messenger RNA, 930 nt
Organism: Parastagonospora nodorum SN15
Lineage: Eukaryota; Fungi; Ascomycota; Dothideomycetes; Pleosporales; Phaeosphaeriaceae
Exons: 2
Coding region: 1-930 (309 amino acids)
Source: RefSeq, a predicted model, not a curated record